Molecule: messenger RNA, 1434 nt
Organism: Protopolystoma xenopodis
Lineage: Eukaryota; Metazoa; Platyhelminthes; Monogenea; Polystomatidea; Polystomatidae
Source: the annotation of a GenBank genome assembly
AUGGUCUUAAUCUGCUUGUCUGAACAAACCUAUUCUAUUGCAAUGGAGAAGUUCACAAAGAAACUUUGUGGCUUUAUAAUUUUACGCCUAAGGAUCUGCAUAAGAUAUGAUCUAAUUUUUUCUGUCAGCUCCGCCAUUUCUUCAGGGGAUAGCACAGAUCAAGUGGCUGAACAGCCAGCACCUAAUCACACAACAUUAAAGGCACAACGAGAACAGCAAAUUGAGCUAUUUGCCCUAAUAUUUGCUAAAAUAAUCACUGGUGUCUUAUGUACUGCUGGAAUCCUCGCCAAUCUGAUAAAUGUUACAGUGCUCACCCGGUCCUGGAUGGUCUAUUCGACCAACGUAUACCUCACGGCAGUUGCUGUUUGUGACUUGGCUUAUCUUGUUUUCUCAGCCUUAUUUUCGCUGCAAUUGUAUGCACGAAUGCGUACAUCUUGGCUUUACAUGAAUGCGUUGCCUUUCAUCUAUGGAAGCGCCAAUUCGUUUAGCAACACGACAACCUGGCUUACCGUUGGUUUUACGGUAGAACGAUACAUUGCAAUCAGUUCUCCAAUUUGGGGUCACCGAAUGUGCACUCGGAGGAGAGCGCGAACUGUCGUCUACGUGACCGUCACUAUUUGUCUUCUGCUUACUCUACCAGACUACUUCAGCGCUAGAAUCGACGCUCCAGUCAGUGAAACUGAGCUGGUUAGCCAGACCGACUCAAACGACAGCAAGCAGCAUCGUAGGGGCGAGUACAGAGUGACUCAAAAUACUACAGUUUCCAACUUUGUUGAGAGUUUUGGCUACACCUACAUUAAUCAAGCCUGUUUUUUAAUUGUGCCUCUAAUUCUCUUACUCGUCUUCAAUCUACUCCUGAUUCGUUCCGUCUAUCAAGCUAGUCGAGAACGUAAAAAUCUAACUAGAGCUGACACCUGUAAAGCAUACAGCCUCACAUCUGGUGGUGCCAUAUUAUCCUCAUCAACUGUGCCACGAUAUAACCUUUCCACAAUGCAUCGGCCAGGUAUCAAGGCUAGUUUAGAUGCGGACACUUCAACGCAAUUGGAAGCGGCUAAACCUGUCAAAUUCGAUAGAGCCAGAUGCAACCAAGUUGGGUCCGGUACAUUUUUGACAGGUGGAAAUCCGGAAACGAACACUGGAGGGCUGAGAAGGCCUAUUCUCGGAGAGCAGCACAGGAUUACAAUUAUGCUGAUAGCAAUUGUGAUGGCUUUUAUUGUGCUACAACUACCAAGCAUUUUCCCUAUAAUUAUAAAUGCUGUGGUUAAAAUUGAAGUUAAUGUUAAUUCCGAGUUACUACACUUUCGAUCACUGUAUGUGCGGGUGUCUAAUACUUUAUUGUUAGUCAACGCUGCAAUGAACUUUUCAAGUUUAGGAAAACUUGUCGCUUGCUUUUUGGUCGUAUGUGCUGCCUUGCUUCGAAAAAAGCCGUUUUAG